Molecule: messenger RNA, 490 nt
Organism: Dermatophagoides farinae (American house dust mite)
Lineage: Eukaryota; Metazoa; Arthropoda; Arachnida; Sarcoptiformes; Pyroglyphidae
Source: RefSeq, a predicted model, not a curated record
AUGGUCAGUUUUAUUAACCUAAACCAGGAAAAAAAAUUUACAUUCCAUUCAUUUGAAGAUGAUCUAGGAAAUAAAAAUGUCUUGGAUCCUACUACAACAACAAGCCGAUUAUUUCGUACUCAUCAUGAUCAUGAUCAUCAUUCACAUCCACAAUCAUCAACUACACCGACUAAUCCUUAUCCAAUAUUUGUACAUACAUUUAAAACCGGUAGAAAAUCAUCAUGGCCUGAUUCAAUAAUGGCAAGUUUACCAUCGGUUUUUCUUACUUUACUCACUACACCAAUGUUAAUGACUCUAUUAUUGAACAUUUUGAAACACGUAUUUGUCAUUCAAAGUGUUCUCACACAGAAUAUGAUGGGCCAAUCAAACAUGAAUGCAAGGGAAAAAAUUGGUCAACUAAACGAACAUUUGAAUCGGGCAAUGAAAAAAUUUGAUUCCAAUUGAUUAGAAAUGUAAAUGUUUUUUUUUUUAAUUUUAAAAAAAUGACAAA